Messenger RNA from Macadamia integrifolia, 717 nucleotides. Its product is annotated as RING-H2 finger protein ATL40-like. The record is from RefSeq and is a predicted model, not a curated record. NCBI's taxonomy places the organism in Eukaryota, Viridiplantae, Streptophyta, Magnoliopsida, Proteales, Proteaceae. The transcript is spliced from 2 exons. Bases 1 to 717 code for a protein of 238 amino acids.
AUGUGUGCACGAAUUUGGGACUAUGAAGCAUACUCAAAAUCUAUAAAUACAAAACCACCAAGCCUCGAAGAAGAUAUUCAUCAUCGUCAAGGCUACUACUUCGGUGAUGAUAAGUGGUACCAUUCAGCUGCUAAGGUCAUUUCUUUAUGUGUUCUUAUUGUAAUCGUUAUGUUCAUCUAUAUCUAUGCUUGGAAGACUUACAGACGCCAUGCAAGGGAAGCUUCUCAGACAUCCAUUAAUGGAGUUUCAGCUUCUCAUCAAGAAGUGAAUCCUCACCAACAACCCAUCCACAGAGGUGGUCUCCAUCCUUCUGUCAUCGCUUCACUGCCCACCUUCCUCUACAACGACACUAGUACCACAACAGAAUGUGCAGUUUGUUUGUGCAACUUGGAAGAAGGAGAAAUGGCUAGACUUAUACCUACAUGUAACCAUAUGUUUCACUUGCAGUGCAUCAAUAUGUGGUUGAGUUCUCACUCCACAUGUCCCAUCUGUCGUUCUCCUGCCCAAGCCUCAAACCCAACUGCUCUGCAUCAUGAGAUGAGCAUUUGGGUACCCUCUAUGGGUCCACAAGUGAAUUCAUUUAGCCCUGCGAAAACAAGUUCAGAGGGUACAUCUGAUGAUUCUUCUUCAAAAAAUUCCUGGGAUGAUGCUAAUUUGAUUAGCAUAGACAGGAGAGUUCAGCCUCACGGACAGCAAACAGAUGGGGAUAAACGUUGA